AUGCACUUUGGCGAUCAUCAGAUGGAAUGGACGAACAAAUCUACAACUUGCAGGUUACUAGAUGGAUCAACUACAACAAUUUGCAUUGAGAGUUCCGAUAGGCAACUUCUCCGCCAUGUCGAGGAAACAAAAGCACACAAUGAAUUGGGCUUCGCGAUCCAACAGGGUCAUGAAGUGGAUGACGUUAUGUUUGGAAAGCAAUCGUGGGGUGAUAUCAACCAGCGAUUCUUGGUUGAAGCCGCUGGUCUAGAUGUACAUUUUGGAUCAAGAGAUGUUCAGACACCGGAGAAACAACAGUUGGAGAAACAUAUUCCUAGCGAGAUGGAAGAGUUGAAGCGCCCUUUUAUCAAACCAAAUGAUCUAAGUCCAAUGGAAGUAGAGCGUCGAACCGGAUUCAGAGAUUUGCCAAACCUCCUCUCAUAUGCGAUUUUUGUGGGCCAUCGUGAUUUGGAUCAGCUUUUCACAACAUGUUCCAAACUCACUUGGCUUGAAGAGUGGUUGUUUUACUUUGAGUUCAAGUAUGUGUUAGAAAUAAGCAAAAUGUGCUCUAUCGUGAGUGCCUUUAGCGCUCAGAACCAACUCUCUGCAAUCUAA
Cylindrotheca closterium is the source of this 594-nucleotide messenger RNA. Lineage: Eukaryota; Bacillariophyta; Bacillariophyceae; Bacillariales; Bacillariaceae. The record is from the annotation of a GenBank genome assembly.